AUGUCGACGCAAACAGCUGCAUCGACAAAAUCCAAUAUGGAUGCAGACUUGCACACCGAUGACUAUCUCGAAGACGAGGGCGUAGCCGAAGAUGCCCAAAGUGUGGACAGCAUGUCAAUCGAGUCCUCCGUCACCCGCUAUCGCUAUGAGAAUGGACGUCGCUAUCACGCCUUCCGAGAAGGUGUCUACCUGCUGCCCAACGACGAGAUCGAGCAGCGCCGUCUGGAUCUGAUCCAUCACGUCUUCCUGCUCCUGCUGCAGGGAAAACUGUUCCGGGCGCCCAUCCCGUCCCAUCCCCAGCACAUCCUCGACAUUGGCACCGGAACAGGCCUCUGGGCGAUGGACAUGGCUGACGUCUUCCCCAGUGCCCAAGUCAUCGGCACCGAUCUCAGCCCCAUCCAGCCGUCUUGGGUGCCUCCGAAUUGCAAGUUCUAUGUUGACGACGUUGAGGGCCAGUGGACGUUUGGUCACGAAUUCGACUUCAUCCAUGGGCGAGCAAUGUGUGGCAGUAUUGCGGAGUGGAACGGCUUGUUCCAGCAGGCGUUCGACAAUCUCAGGCCGGGCGGGUGGCUGGAAAUGCAGGAAUUCGAGAUGGAGGUGUACUCAGAUGACGGCACCCUGGAGCGGGCUGAAUACAUCCCGAAUUGGUUGAACAUGGUCAACGAGGCCAGCACGAGGUUUGGCAAGUCUUUCAACGAUGCAAGCAGGUUGAAACCGGCCAUGGUCGACGCUGGGUUUGCCGAUGUGCAUGAGGAUAUUUACAAGGUACCUAUUGGUGCGUGGGUCAAAGACGCUCGCCUGAAGGAACUCGGCCAAUACGCUCUGCUUGCGGUCUAUGAAUCCAUCGAACCGUACACCCUCGCAGCUGCCACUCGCGUGUUAAGAAUGCCACUGGACAAGAUUCACCAAAUUAUCGCCAGGGUCAAAGCUGAGCUUUGCAACCCCCAACUUCAUCUCUACGCCAAAGUCCGUUUUAUCUACGGCAUGAAGCCGACUUAA
This is a messenger RNA of Rasamsonia emersonii CBS 393.64, 999 nucleotides long. RefSeq lists its product as uncharacterized. Lineage: Eukaryota; Fungi; Ascomycota; Eurotiomycetes; Eurotiales; Trichocomaceae. The record is from RefSeq and is a predicted model, not a curated record. The transcript is spliced from 3 exons. Gene Ontology annotation, molecular function: methyltransferase activity. Bases 1 to 999 code for a protein of 332 amino acids.